GAAGGAAGCAUUAUCAAAAUACCUUUUGCUGAGUUUGGAAGGAAAGGAGGAAAGAGACUUACUGGUGUCAUCUUUACAGUCAAAAAGUGGGAGCUGCUGCCAAGUUUGUUCUGUGAUCACCUCCUGCUGAGCACCAGAAAUAUGGAUAGACUUCUGCGACUGGGAGGAGGUAUGCCUGGGCUGGGACAGGGGCCACCAACAGAUGCUCCUGCAGUCGAUACAGCAGAACAGGUUUAUAUCUCUUCCCUUGCGCUGCUGAAAAUGUUGAAGCAUGGUCGUGCUGGUGUCCCUAUGGAAGUUAUGGGUUUGAUGCUUGGGGAAUUUGUUGAUGAUUAUACUGUGAGAGUGAUCGAUGUUUUUGCAAUGCCACAGUCAGGAACGGGUGUCAGUGUGGAGGCAGUUGACCCUGUAUUUCAAGCAAAAAUGUUGGAUAUGCUGAAACAGACGGGCAGACCUGAGAUGGUAGUUGGUUGGUAUCAUAGUCAUCCUGGCUUUGGCUGUUGGUUAUCUGGUGUAGAUAUCAAUACUCAGCAGAGCUUUGAAGCCUUAUCAGAAAGAGCUGUUGCUGUGGUGGUGGAUCCCAUUCAGAGUGUAAAAGGAAAGGUUGUUAUUGAUGCCUUCAGAUUGAUCAAUGCUAAUAUGAUGGUCUUAGGACAUGAACCAAGACAAACAACUUCAAAUCUGGGUCACUUAAACAAACCAUCUAUCCAGGCACUAAUUCACGGACUAAACAGACAUUACUAUUCCAUCACCAUCAACUACAGGAAGAAUGAACUAGAACAGAAGAUGUUGCUAAAUUUGCAUAAGAAGAGUUGGAUGGAAGGUUUGACACUUCAGGACUACAGUGAACAUUGCAAACUCAAUGAAACAGUAGUGAAGGAGAUGUUAGAAUUAGCUAAGAAUUAUAACAAGGCUGUUGAAGAAGAAGAUAAGAUGACACCUGAACAGCUGGCAAUAAAAAAUGUUGGCAAGCAGGACCCCAAACGUCACUUAGAAGAGCACGUGGAUGUGCUGAUGACCUCAAACAUUGUCCAGUGUUUAGCUGCUAUGUUGGAUACAGUUGUAUUUAAAUAACCAAUUUACGGUUUGUGAUGCUUUCUGUGUAUAUUUGUUUAUUGUUUCUAAUACUCACAAAACAGAGACUGUUGAGGCUAUAUUUGGUUAAACAGAGACAUCUGACUUCAUUUGCUAUGUAAGUGCAGCACUAUAACACCUUUCAGUCUCUAAUUGUGCAUUUGCUUCAGUUUCUCUAUGUCAGGGCCCUCACAGAUUCCAAAGCAUUCAAGAACACAAUGUGGGCAAAAAUGUAUUUCAUUUUCAUUUAAUAUUUGGGGAAAAAUCAGUAGUACAUAUAUAUUUUGAUUGUUGCAACAUAAUAAAAAUACAUUUACAAACCUG
Messenger RNA from Acanthisitta chloris (rifleman), 1398 nucleotides. RefSeq names its product proteasome (prosome, macropain) 26S subunit, non-ATPase, 14 (gene PSMD14). NCBI's taxonomy places the organism in Eukaryota, Metazoa, Chordata, Aves, Passeriformes, Acanthisittidae. The record is from RefSeq and is a predicted model, not a curated record. Gene Ontology annotation, molecular function: metallopeptidase activity; proteasome binding; protein binding. The coding region runs from base 142 to 1074 and encodes 310 amino acids. Gene Ontology annotation, biological process: proteasome-mediated ubiquitin-dependent protein catabolic process; protein deubiquitination. The transcript is spliced from 12 exons. Gene Ontology annotation, cellular component: proteasome regulatory particle, lid subcomplex.